CCGGGCUCCGCCGCGGCGAGCGGGGGCGGGGCCGCCCUGGAGCCCUCUGGACUCCGCCCCCUCCCCCACCUCGGCGGGAGCUGCUCCCAGCGCGGAUGCGAGGGGGCGGGGCGGGGCGGCGAGGCGAGGCGAGGCCGAAGAGGAUCGUGCUGAGAGGGAGGAGUUCGGGUUGGGCCUGGCCCACCCCGAGCGCCGCCGGGCAGCCCCUCCCAGCGGGGGUGAGAGCUCGCGUUUGAAUCUUCUGUAGAUUGCCCCCCGGAAGUGGAGUGCCGGCCCCCCUGCUACAGAAGGGGAAACUGAGGCUCAGCGUUACUUGAAAGUGAUUUUCCAAGGGGACCGUAGCUAUAAGUCUCAUGCGGUUUCCUAUCAUCGUAGAUUUGAGGAUGGAAGGGACCUUACGCGGUCACCUAGUGGUGUAUUUACAGAUGAGGAAAUGGAGACCUGGAGAAGUUGAGCCACUUGCCUAAAGUCCCACGGAUCGGGGUGGCAGAGCCACGCAAAGUGGAAAUUUAAGUUCAAGUGUUAUCAGUCCACACCUUUCUACUGUCUCGUACUUCCUAAGAGGGAGGGGGAGGGGCACUAGACCGCGACCUUUGGAAAGUCAACAUCUUUAAGCGCCCCUGUGAUUAAACCUGGAGAUCCUGGGAAAGCGGGACGGGCCAGGGCUGCCGUAGAGAGGCUUGGGAUUUAGUGACACAGCAAAACACCAAAGGACUGAGAUCAAGAGUAUUAUGGCUACCUUUACUCUUCCAUGCAAAAGGACUUUUCUCUCCUCAUUAACCUAAGCCCCAGCUCAGUUUUCCUUUUCUUAACCUGCUUAGGGUUUGAAGGGAUCAUUAAAGGUAAACUUCCUUCGCCCUAGAUCUCUUACCAGGGGCCAGUCGUCCGGUAGAAGGAGACACCUUGCCUUCAAUUAGCUUAACAUUUGGUUGGUGAAACUAGAACUAAACAGCGAGAGAAGUGGGUGCAGUGACAAUAGAUAAUUGAUCAAGGAGAUAGUUCGAAUAGAUGUCACAGGUGGCAUAUGAUCAAUUAGUAAAUGAGUGGUAUAAACCGGUGUCAAGAAUAGAGGGUGACAGGUGGCAUUGUUCACAUGCACAGCCAUGAAAAACUCAUGCAUGUCUGAAACUUGAAAAUCAGUCUGCUCCGUAUGGUACUGUAGAAAUCCCUCUUCUUCACUACUGGCUCUUACCUGAUAACUGGAACAUUAAGGGUUAAAGCUCUGAAGACCCUCUGAGUACCUGGAUGGGACUAGAGAAGGGAACUUCCUGUUCCAGUUCCCAUGUGUUUUCACAUCUCAGAACAGCCCCUGGGUGGAAGUGGCAGUGUCUUGGUCCUUGGAACCCCAAGGAAGAGAAAUUCUACAAGGGAGGAAAACCUCACCUCUGCCUCCCCCCAGCCCCAACUAAGAAAGUAUCCACACCAACCCUCUGGUAGAAAUAUUUUUUUGCCAGGUAUCCUGUUAGAAGAGACUUCUAGACUGUGGACUGGAUAUUGCGUUCCUAAAGGUUGCAUUGAUCUCAACUGAAGUGAGGCUUCGCAUCCUCCCAUCCAAGAAAAUGAUGUCCCCAAGACCAAGUCUGGCAGCCCUCCAAUCCCAAACUCCCCUAAAUCAAGAACUACCAAUAGUGAAACUUGAAGAGUUUUCUUGGGAGCAGGAAUCCGUCCAUGAAGGAGGUCUGUCUAGACGUGAAGCCUGCCGGCAGCGUUUCAGACACUUCUGCUACCAGGAGGCAGCUGGCCCAAAGGAGGCUCUCAGCAGACUCCGGGAGCUUUGCUGCCAGUGGCUAAGGCCAGAGGCCCACACCAAAAAACAGAUCCUGGAGUUGCUGGUGCUUGAGCAGUUCCUCCUAAUCCUACCUGGUGACAUUCAGGCCUGGGUGCGUGGGAAGCAUCCCAAGAAUGGUGAUGAAGUGGUGUCCCUUAUGGAGGAUUUGCAGACGGAGCCUAGCAAAGCAAGGCCAACGGUCUUUGGCCACAUACCCACCACAUGGAUAGUGCCCUCAGAGAAGCCAACAGCCCUGAUCACCGGAGAGGAGCCCCAGAAACCUCAACCAGAACCAGCCAAACCUUCAAAGGAGGGGAAAUGGCGUCUUCUAGCUAGGUCCAAGCAACAGCUAAUUUCUGGCCUACAAGGGGAAUUCCAUCUCUCCCGAGAGAAAGACUCAGCUGUUCCUCAAGGCCCUUCCUCUUCCCAGGAAGAAAGAUCCAGAGACCUGGAGUUGGCAACUGUGCUGGAAUCUCUGACAUUUGAGGAUGUCGUGGUGGAGAAAGUUUGGCCUGUACCUCCUCUAGGGCUUGGAAUUGGGACACAGAAUAGGGAAAAAAUAAAGCAAGAAGGUUCGGAAAAACCUGCAACAAUUCCAGGAAAGGUGGGCAAGGCUGUCUCCUUGAUGCCAAACAGGGAAGAUACACAAGAGACUCAGUGGGGAGCUGAAAGGCAAUGGGGCCCUACUGCUUCAGAGAGUAAAGGAAUAUCUCCCCCUAGUAAAAGUGAAGUUUGGGAAAUAAAAGUCUGUGAUGUCCGAGAGAAGCCUGAGCCUGAAGAGACAUCGAAGACGUGCCCUGAGUGUGGAGUAAGCUUUCCCCGGUUGUCAUGCCUUCAGGCACACAGAAGAACCCAUGAUUCCCUCAAGCCCUUCCAGUGCCCAUGUUGUGGGAAAAACUUUGGCCGUGGCUCCGUCCUCAAGCUGCAUCUGAGGACACACACAGAUGAACGUCCAUAUGUAUGUUCUGAGUGUGGGGAAUGCUUCCGGCAGAGUGGUCACCUGAGAAAACACCAGCAGACUCAUUCUGCAGAGAUGGCCUUCUUGUGUGCUGACUGUGGUCAGGGUUUCCAACGACGGUCCAGCCUUCUCAGACAUUUACAUGCCCAUGCCAGGGAAACAGAGCAGGAUAUCAAACCAGCCUUCCUGUGCUCCAUCUGUGGGCAGGGUUUCCAGCGACAUGCCAAUUUUCAACGCCACCUGGGACUCCAUGCUGAGGACAAGCCCCUCCAAGGUGUUGAGUAUGACAAAAAUUUUCUUCAGGGUACCAGCAACCACCAGCAGCAGCAAGCCCCCAUUGAGCAGAAGCCUCAUGUGUGUGGUGAAUGUGGCAAGGCCUUCCAGAGGAAUGAGCAUCUGGUCACUCACCAGCGGAUACAUACAGGAGAACGGCCCUUCUCCUGCCAGGACUGUGGACAUGCUUUUAGCCAGAGCUCCCAGCUAGCCAGUCAUCGCCGUGUGCACACUGGCGAAAAGCCCUAUGCCUGUUCUGAGUGUGGGAAGCACUUUGUACGCAGGGCUGGCCUUGCACGCCACAUGCUGACUCAUGGUGGAGAGAGGCCCCAUCACUGUAGCCAGUGCAACAAACGCUUCAGCCAGAGCCAGGACCUGAACCGCCACCAGCGCAGCCACACUGGUGAACGGCCAUGCCGCUGUAGUGAGUGUGGGGAGCGCUUCAGCCAGAGUGCUCACUUGGCUCGUCACCAGCGUAUACACACAGGAGAAAAACCUCACCCAUGUGACACAUGUGGCCGUUGCUUCCGCAACAGCUCCAACCUGGUACGACACAUUCGGACCCAUACAGGAGAGAGGCCCUACCACUGCAAAACCUGUGGAAGAGGCUUCCGCCGGAACGCCCACCUUCAGCGCCACCUUGGGACCCAUCCAGCAACUGAUACUCCAGAAGCAGGAAAAGACAUUAAAGAACUGGGGGGCCCAAUCAAGGAGACUCCUCAGCAGUGUCAGCAGUGUGGAAAGAGCUUCAGCCGGGUCUGUAACCUGCUUAGGCAUCAAGCCAUCCACACAGGUGCCAGGCCCUAUACCUGUAGCCAAUGUGGGCGGAGCUUUAGCCGCAAUUCUCACCUGAUGAGACACCUGAGGACCCAUGCCAAGGAGACUCUGUAUUAGGCAUCUUGGAAACUCUUAUUUGGCCAAGACUGAGCCACCCAGAGGGAUCUCUGCUGGACUUUGCAUACUGCCAAUCUUCAAACAGGGCAGAGAAAGUGGCCUCAUCAGGCCAUCUAAUUCCCCAUUUGUGCAUCUUUCUCAUACUCCUCCUUAGCUUUUUCCCAGCCUUUCCUCUCCAAAAUGAGUAAAGCAAAAUAAUUGCCUUUCUAAAGUUUUCUUGGCCUUGUUUUCAUUUUCUUCUUCAACAACCAUCACAGAUACUUCUCACUCCCUCUUCAACCCAGGAGGAUAAGUAGAUAUCCACUGGGAAAGGAUAAUCUUGAAUGUUUCUUCAGUGUCACCGCUUUUGCAGACUCAAAGACUUUGGCCUUUGGGCUCUUGAGGUCUCAUGCACCCUAAGUAACUCCUGCUUAGGAGCUGGUUAUUAACAGAUCCUAGAACUGGACACCACCCUGCUGGCAAAAGGCGUAAAAACAGUCAGACCAAGCUCUACAUCACACAACACUUCAUGAUGCAGGAAGUCUCUUGUACUUUCCUGUAACUAAAUGUUCUGGCUACUCCAUCCAGAUUCCUAGCUUAACUACUCUAGCGACAGUAUGUCCAACAAACUCCCAUGUAUCUUUCUGGAGAGACCUACUCACUGAGCAUUUAUGCACCCAAACAAGAUUUGGAAAAAAAAAAUUUUUUUAAAACAGAUCUUAAAGUUGUUUUUUAUUCUGAACUUAACGCCCCGCCCCCCAAAUUCUGUGUACGAAGUAGAACCAAAAAAGGAGUGUAUGUGAAACCGAACAUCUGAUACAUACAAUUUACUUUGAAAAAGUAUAUAAUAAA
Molecule: messenger RNA, 4724 nt
Organism: Trichosurus vulpecula (common brushtail)
Lineage: Eukaryota; Metazoa; Chordata; Mammalia; Diprotodontia; Phalangeridae
Gene: ZSCAN10
Product: zinc finger and SCAN domain containing 10
Exons: 6
Coding region: 1560-3893 (777 amino acids)
Biological process (GO): regulation of DNA-templated transcription
Molecular function (GO): DNA-binding transcription factor activity, RNA polymerase II-specific; RNA polymerase II cis-regulatory region sequence-specific DNA binding
Source: RefSeq, a predicted model, not a curated record